AGGAUAUCAGUGGUAUCAGAGCAGACCAGGAAGAGAGAGCCAGUCUUUAGAGGGCUGGGGUCUCUGACAGACUCAGUCAUGGCUCCUCUCCUCUUCCUCCUCCACGUCUUCUUCAUUAGGCUAGCAGGUGGUGGAAGUGUGAGGACAUUUGAGUAUUUAACUGCACAGAGUGGAGAAUCUCUCACCAUCCCAUGUUUCUAUGAUCAGAAGUAUAAAGACCAUGUGAAAUACUGGUGUAGAGGGCAAUUAUGGUCCUCCUGUACCAUCAUGACACGCACAGACUCACCACAGAGCUCCAGUAAAGUGUCAAUCACUGAUAGUCCUGACCAGCUAGUUUUCCAUGUGACCAUGAGGAACCUGGAGACAAGUUACACUGGUAUCUACUGGUGUGCUGUAGAGAUUGGUGGAAUUGGCGAGAUGGACGACUCUCAGUCUCUGUUAAUAGAUGUUAAAGCUGCUCAGAUUGUGAGGACUGUGAGCUGGGAAUCUGCAGAGAGAGGAGGAUCUGUCACCAUCCCAUGUUACUAUGAUCAGAAGUAUAAACACCAUGUGAAGUACUGGUGUAGAGGUUCUAAGUGGAAUUCCUGCUCCACAGUGACACGUUCUGACUCCAAACAGGCAGCUGGGAAAGUGUCACUCAGUGAUGACCCCGCCCACCUGGUCUUUAAUGUGACCAUGAGGAACCUGCAGGAAAAGGACUCUGACACUUACUGGUGUGCUGUAGAGAUUCGCGGGGCAGCAGAUGAUGGUGUUUAUCUACAGCUGAUGGUGAUGGAAGCAGAGGGAGUUUCACCCAAACAGGGAGAGCCGACUACAGCUGUACAGCAGACAGAAAGUUUUACUUCAUCUACACAGCAGAGAGACAAUUUGACUUCAGCAACAAAGAACCCAACAGGAUGGGCUGUGACCAUAUGUCCCUCUGGUGCCUUGAUUUCCACCACUAAUAAGAAUCUGAACACCAUACAGUCACCAAGUCAGAUGCUCCUUCUGCUGAUGCUGGUGCUGCUUCUGUUGCUGGUGGCCACUGUCAUGGUUAUCUGGAUUCUGCGAAGAAGAAACAAAACGUUAAUCAGUAACAAAUACAGACCCAGCCAGCCUCAGAAUACAGAGCCCGAGGAUGAGCUGAUCUACAACACCAUGGUCUUUAAGAAACCAUCAGCACAAAUUCCCUCUGUAGACCCCGGGGAUGAAGUGACAUACAACUCAGUCAAUCUACAGGACAGACAAGAAUGCCCCCCUUCUGAUGUGACCUAUGCUGCUGUGGUGUCGAAGAAGAAACAAAUCUUGUAAAGUCCUUCUUUAAGUCUGUGUGCCACCUGCGAUGCCCUCAGAAAAGGGGAAGUGUUUCUGAAGAAGACGCCAUUUGUAGUUAUUUGUGUUUUUACUGUAUAAGGCAGGUGAGCCCCUCUAGGCAGCUUGGGUGCACCUUAAAAUGUGUCAUUUUAUCUGACCUUUUUUUAAGGGAUGUGCUAACCCAGAUUUUCUCAGUUCUGAUCCGAUUCUGAUACACAACUGCUGAUACUAAUACAGAUUCUGAUACUUAUGUAUACAGAUGCCGCUCAACUUAUGAACGUGAUACGUUCCGAACGGCCAUUCGGAACUUCGUAAUGUUUGUAAAUCGCUAUUCAACAUCAUUUUAAGGGUAUACACAAGUACAAAGAACUAGGAUGCUGGGAGUACGCACGCUACGCUGCUGUACAGCGACAGUAGCAGCCAGAAGUCAUACUAGACAGAAUUGGCCUGCAGAAAAGAUGUUUGGGCUCCCGCUUCCUGUCUGCAAUGAACACAAUUUGGACUUACAGUCCUCUUAGUUCGUAUGUCUGAAAGUUCGUAAGUGGAAAGUUCAUAAGUAGAGGAGCGUCUGUAUAUUACUUAUACUUCAUAUAUUAUUAAUCAUUUUAAACUAGUAAAUCAAUGAAAAAUGUAUGCACAAAAAUUUAAUUAAGCUAAUAGAAACAUAACGUACUGUUCCACUUCGUUUGUACAUCUUGUUGGAAACAUUUUUAAGGCAUUUUGCAGUUCAAAUUGAUUAGAAUUUAGAGAUCAGUGGUCAUUGUUAACACACGACAGCACACAGUGCGCAACAACAGAAUGUGUCCUCUGCAUUUAACCCAUAUGUGACUUUCGUAACAUAGCAGGGGGCAGCCAAUUCAGCGCCCAUGGAACAGUACCUUGUUCAGGGAACCUCAGUGGUGCCUUGCUGGUCGGGGAUCUUUCAAUUACAAGUGCGCUUCCCUAAUCAUCAAGCCACCAAAAACAGGAAUUGACUCUUUAUUGUAAUUCUUUUUUAUGCCUCCCUCAACUUGCUCAUUGUAGACCAAGCUGUCUGCAAAGGGCAGCCACCUGUUGGGGUGCCCAGGGAGCUGGGACUUAAGGGCCUUGCUCAAGGACCCACAGAUGGGCUGAGGCAGGGUUUCGAACUGGUGGCCUUGUGAUUACAGGCACACAGGCUUAGCUCACUGAGCCACACGCCCCCCCCCCCCCCCAAAAAAAAAAUGGAAUUUAGUGAUCAGUGUUAACACAGCACACAACAAUGAAAUCUGUCCUCUGCAUUUAACCCAUAUGUGACAAUGUGACAUAGCAGAGGACAGCUAAUUCAGCGCCCGGGGAGCAGUGCUUGGGGACAGUACAGUACCUUGCUCAGGGCACUGCCCACAAUAAUCGAGCAUAUACAAGUGGCGAAUAGUCUCAAGGCAUCCACUGCUUUUUUCAUAUUACUUGCAGUCUGGAACAAAUGGUGGGCUUUGUUCCACUAAAUGCUACUCGUACUUCCAUCUCUCAAAACUUUUUUCUUUUCCAACGAUUGCAAGUCGCUGUCCUACUAGUUGUUGUUAAAUGCUUAAAAUACUUCCAGAUUGUCACCCUCUUAUCUUAUGUUCUUGCACUCCUCGUACUGCAAAGGGUAUGCACAUGACAUCACAGCAGGCAGAAGUCACUGCACUUACAGCCACUGAGUGGCGUGAGUGCCACUAAAAACAUCUAAAAUGGGAAAGAGCUGGUGAGCGAUUGAUUGUACAAAUCAAUUUGAAAAGGAAUAGGAUCUAUCUUUUUACAGAUUGCUAUUACAGAUUGCUUUUUCUGAGAAAUUCAUUGAGUUGCUUGUUUGUCUUGGCACGAGGAAAAUUAAUAUUUCCUUCAGUUACUGAACUGCAGUGAAUUACAUGUUAGUUCUUAAUGCUUUCUGUUAUUCAAAUUAAGAAUAUAGUUAUCCCUUGCUAUCCCUGGGAGAGUGGUUACAAGACAAAUACCAAAAUCUACCAAGUCCCUUUUAUAAAAUGACAUAGUAUUUGCAUAUAAUCUAUGCACAUCCUCCCAUAUACUUUAAAUCAUCUUUAUCUCACUUGUAAUACCUAACACAACACAAAUAACAUGGGAUGAAUGUGCCUUGUACUGUAUAUAGCUUGGGCUCAUAUACUGAAUUUUUCCAUCUUUUAUUAUUAGCACAAUAAAGCAUUGUGGUGAAUGAAAAAUGAAUGAAGCCACGUUACUUUUCAGCCGCCCCCACACCUGACUGAAAAUUACGCUCCCCUCCUUAUGAUAGCGGAUAAUCCAAGUUUGGCUUUGGAAAUAUUUGUUCUUGCUUUUCAUUUCUAUUUUAAAACCAUGGUUGGUUGAAUCUGUUGAUGCUGAACUUGCGGAUACUGAUGGCCUCCUGUAAUCAUUUUUGUGUCUCGUUACCGAGUAUAUUUAUUUAGUCACUCCCUCAAUGUACUAAACAGUCAAUAAUAGAACCUGAAACCACAGGCCUGGUGAGACUCACCAUGGUAACAGGACAAGUGAGACAGUUUAGUCCUUCCUGUGACCUGUUUAUUUUUUUCUGUGCUUUUUUCCCCUUCUUUCAUUUUCAACCAUCCCCACUGCCCUCCCCUCCAUCCCCAAAUAAAUGACUGUUCCUU
Messenger RNA from Brienomyrus brachyistius, 3896 nucleotides. Its product is annotated as CMRF35-like molecule 8. The record is from RefSeq and is a predicted model, not a curated record. The transcript has 9 exons. The coding region runs from base 79 to 1290 and encodes 403 amino acids. Lineage: Eukaryota; Metazoa; Chordata; Actinopteri; Osteoglossiformes; Mormyridae.